CCUUUCCACCUUCCACCCUCCACCUUCACACGUCUUCUAUUUCGUGCUUUCAUCCUCAAUCACCGCAUAAUCUUUUAAGGGAAUAGUGAAAGUUGAUAGGUAUUAGUUGUUGGAAGGCAAGAACAAGAUGGCGACCAUACCAAUCGUCGUCAAGCAUCAAGGGACCAAGUAUGACAUUGAAGUCGAUCCCGAGUCGACCGGUGAGGUGUUCAAGUUUCAACUUUUUAGUUUGACAGGCGUAGAGCCCGAACGACAGAAGAUUCUGGUUAAAGGUGGCCAGGUGAAGGAUGAUACUCCUAUGAGCAAGUUCGAGUUUAAGCCGGGCCAAGCUAUCAUGAUGCUCGGCACGCCAAGUCAGGAAGUUCUUGCACGACCAAAAGAACCCAUCAAGUUCGUCGAGGAUAUGACCGAAGCUGAAGCUGCUCAGCAAGAGGGAGCUACACCUGCUGGUCUGACCAAUCUCGGCAAUACCUGCUAUCUCAAUUCUACGCUCCAAACCCUCCGCGCCAUUCCGGAGCUCCAGAAUGCUUUAGCUAAAUACGAACCUCAAAGUGCAAGUACUGCUGGCCUCUUACCGCCUCUGGAUUUGACCAAGCAGCUGCGAGAGCUUUACAAGUACAUGUCAGAGACCCAGGAAGCAUACGUUCCUCACGCGUUCCUAACCGCCUUACGAACCGCUUUCCCUCAAUUUGCCGAGCGUUCCCGGACUGGUCACGGCUUCGCCCAGCAGGACGCCGAGGAAGCAUGGUCUCAAAUUGUUACUCAGCUACGUCAAAAGCUACGCGUGAAGGAUGCUCCCGAUACACCGGAAACCUCUUUCAUCGACAAAUAUAUGCAGGGGGAGUUCACAUCUCAACUUGAAUGCGACGAACCCGCUGCUAAAGAAGGCGGAGAACUGCCUGUUACCUCAAAAGAAACUUUCUUGAAGCUAAACUGCCACAUUGACGCCAAUACGAAUCAUUUACGAGACGGAAUUGCCAAUGGCUUGAGCGAGAAGUUGGAGAAGAGAUCGGAAGCCUUAGGCAGAGAUGCUGUCUACACUAAGACCUCUAAAAUCUCACGAUUACCCAAGUACUUAACGGUUCAUUUUGUUCGUUUCUUCUGGAAGAGAGAGACCCAGAAGAAGGCCAAGAUUAUGCGAAAAGUUACUUUCCCGCUCGAAUUGGACCUUGUAGAAUUCUGUGACGAUAAGCUGAAGGGGAUGCUUGUUCCCGUCAGAGACAAGGUCCGAGAAGUUCGAAAGGAUGAAGAGGAUAUCGAACGGGCACGCAAGCGACGUAAGCGGAAUGCUACUGGCGAAGACGAGGCCGAUAUUCCAGGUGGUAAGGGCGCGAAGAAAGAGGACAAGAAGGAUGAAAAGAAACCUAGCACCUCGGCGGAUGGUGACGUAGAGAUGGGUGAGACUUACAAGACGGAUGCCGAGAUUGACGCAGAACGGGACGCGGCCUUACUGGCGGCUAAGAAAGAGCUGAAUGCUCUCAUCGAUCCAUCAUUGGCGAAGGACGACGGUGCAAACCAGUCGGGCUUAUACGAGCUACGAGGCGUCGUUACACACCAGGGUGCAAGCGCCGAUAGCGGUCAUUACACGGCUUACGUCAAGAAGACGGCCCCGGUUGAUGCCAAGACGGGAAAGCGAAAGGAAGAGGACGGAAAGUGGUGGUGGUUCAACGAUGACAAGGUAUCUGAGGUGACAGCCGACAAGAUCGAGGCUCUAGCCGGAGGUGGCGAAUCUCACUCGGCUCUCAUUCUACUGUACCGUGCUAUCCCCUUGCCUUCCGCCGAGGGUACGACUGAGUGAAUACGAAAUUGAUGAGGAUAUGAUAUCGCAUACGGGCGUUUUUAAGUGCAUGGCGAGUAAACGGGGGAUGGAAUAUGGCGGCUUAGCAUUAGACUCGCUUUCACUUGAUAGGUUACGGCUCGGAAAAUAGAUAUCUUGCCAUAUUUGGUCGGUAUUUUGAUCUCAUUCCCUUUCCUCAUGUAUUUUUUU
This is a messenger RNA of Daldinia caldariorum, 1987 nucleotides long. Its product is annotated as cysteine proteinase. Lineage: Eukaryota; Fungi; Ascomycota; Sordariomycetes; Xylariales; Hypoxylaceae. Bases 128 to 1798 code for a protein of 556 amino acids. The record is from RefSeq and is a predicted model, not a curated record. Gene Ontology annotation, biological process: proteasome-mediated ubiquitin-dependent protein catabolic process; regulation of proteasomal protein catabolic process; protein deubiquitination. The transcript has 2 exons. Gene Ontology annotation, molecular function: cysteine-type deubiquitinase activity; proteasome binding; protein binding.